GCCUAAUAAAUCAUGGCGAAGCGUAUUGCUUCGCCUUAGAAAAACACGUACAAUCUUAGUCUGGAGAUUUCAAUAUGCAGUUAGAAAUUUAACCAAUUAAUGUCAAACAAGGGAAGCACGUAUCCUAGCUAACACUGAAUCGAGUCCACCCAAACACAGUGUGAGAUCAAACCAUGGGGAAAAAGAACAAGAAAAAGGGAGAGAAAAAAAAGAAAGGGCAAGUAGAGGAGGCCGUAGACAGUGACGCGAAACAGGAAGAGACAGACACUGCGCCGGAAGAGGAACCUGUAGCCUCUGGUGGUGAAGUGGAGGAGAAGGUAAGGACGUCAAAAACAAUUGAAACCUACGGGGCAGAAGCGGCAGUCGUCGUGGGCGGCAACGAGUUGGACGACCCAUACUUCGCCGACGAGAGUAAGGGGUCCGAUGAGGAUAAGAAAAAAGAAAAGAAGAAACACGGCGAUAAAGAUAAAAGCAAGAAGAAGAAAAAGAAAAAAAGUAAAUCGCAGGAAGAUACACAGGAGGAGGUGGUGAGGGAGGCUGAGAAAAAAUCCCCGGAAGGGACGCAGGAGGAGCCUGUGACGGAGACUGAGCCGGAGGAGCCUGUGACGGAGACGGAGCCGGAGGAGCCUGUGACGGAGCCUGAGUCUCUGGCCGUGAGUGAUGUAAACACGUCCGAGAGUGAGAAGAUUACACAGUCGGAGGACGUGACGGAGGACGUGACGGAGGACGUGACGGUGGACGAGACCGCCCCUCUUAAAUCAGUGUCGGCGGUUUCUGUCACCAAAGAACCCUCAGAGUUAAACAUCAUAAUGGAUGCCGAUGAACUAGAUGAUUACUUAAAAAAAUAUGCUUGGGAAAAAUUCUUUGCCUUAGCUUCUGAACCUUCAGAGUUGCCGAACAAUAAAAUGACGAGUGUGCAGGCACUAAGGCCGGGUUCGAGUACCCACGAAGUUCAGACUGAUUAUACUGAAACUGAUGGACAUUUGAAAAACAAUUGUCUUCGGAGUUCAUUGUCUGCUUCUGCUCCAGAACCCCAAGAGGUUCAGAGGCAACAAAGCAAUAAAAUGAUAAGUGCGGUGCAAUCACUAAGGCAACUAAAUACACAAGAAGUUCAGACAGAUGAGAAAGUUGGAGUUGAAUUCAAUGGAUCCGUUGAAGAUGAUUUUGAUAAUAUUAUCGUCAAAAAAAGGUUUCAAGAUUUUAGCUGCAACGUGUCAUUGGACGUGGCGAAAUCUCGAGAAAAACUCAAGACUAGUACAGCUGACUUUGGUGCCUUCGUCUUGGAGGAUUUCCGUCAUGUCUUAGAUGGACGGAGCAUAAACGAGAGACGAAGAGACAGCUCUCAUAGGCCAGUGGGGUACAAUGGUGAGCGAACCCUUCAUUCAGAUGAUGAUCCAUAUGCCAGUGAAAGGUCGCCCUCAAGUAAAUCUAACUUCAAAGCACUUGACGGCGAUCACACGCCCACAUCCACCGGUAGGAAAACGAAUCAUCGAAAUAAAUAUGAGGAUGGCGAUGAAUAUUGGGAAGAUUUACCAGAGCCCGAUAGAAAUAGAGAUGUAGCUCACAAUGAGGCUGAGGUGGGUAGCGCCUCCAAGGAUCCAGACAAGAAAUCAAAGCGAACAGUUCCAGCCGAGGAGAGUUCUAAAAGAAAAUCUAAAAAACCGCCUCACGAUGAUUUUGGGACAGAUCUCCAAGAUAUAAGCAGUUGUUCAUUGCUCACAAAAAUUACGUUUAACAAAAUUAAGAAAGAUUGUUACGACGAUGAGGGCAACUUAAUCCAGAACCUAUCAAUAAAAAACAAGCAAGCUGGACGUGUCGACCUGUCAAUCGAGAACCAAAUCUACGGCAUUCUUACUAAUUCUAAACACACCUCUUGCAAACACAUCCAGUUUGCAGAUGAUGUGCUGGGUGGCAGUGAGGAGUGCACAUGUUACAUUAUUCCUUGUCCAUGUACGGAUGAUGCAGAAGAGUUAGCCGAUUUCACCCCGACACCACCACAAGGGUUUCAGCAAAGUAAUGUUUUGCCAGACAACCAAGACGAUUACAACAAAAGGCCUCCGACAAAGCGUAAACAGGUAAACGAUGUUUCAACGGACGCCCAAGAAACAGGAAACUUUGCGUCGGUUCGAAAACUGAAACGAAAGCAACCUCAGUACGUCGAGUCUCCAGCAGAUGCUGAUGAUCAAACUGAAGCUGAACAAAUACGAAGCUUGGCAAAAACACCAAAACAUGAGACGAGGCAGGCGGAUGCUUCCCGCCGCGUUCAGAAAAUAGACAGCUCCACUAGUCCUGCCAUUGAGGUAGCAAGAUCAACGACCCAGGCUGAGAAUAACAGGAGGCGACAAAUGACGGAUAGCGCUGUUCAAAGCGUGGACAACUUCACCAGUCCCCCAGUUAACGAUGAAAGAAAACGACUUGUUGCAGAAAGCAAUGUAGCUAUUGGAACCGCGGACAACUACAUCAGCAAAUCGACGAACGCAUCUCGGCGACCAUCGGUUUUAAACGAUUCGGCUCACGCUAAUGUCACCCGCAGCUUCAGAAGAACAUCAUCAACACCGGCGGCUAGACCUAAGCCCGUAAACACAUCGCUGGAUCGUGCCACAAACACAACUUCAGCCUCCACCGCCAACAUCCUCCGGAAUGCGGCUUCAUCCAGCCCAGAGCCAGCAUACAUCAAGCGCGUCGGCUUCUCAACAGACGAGCUAUUCGAACUGGACAGUCCUCCGGUUAGACUAGUUGUACAACGUAACAGCCAAGCUGGCAACGUUGGGAUGGAGAGAGAUUACCUCGAUGAUACCCCGGCAGUACAGGGCGAGCCAAUAGUGGACCGGCUUAUCAUGGAAUCUCCUAGAAACCGUACAGCCGAAGAAGUCCACAGCACUCUCAGAGAUAUUGCUAGCAGGUCGAAAAAUGCCAGUGAUGCGUUGACUGCAGAUGAAGAGCUUACAGACGCGAUCAUCAGAAAAUACUUUUAUUGCGAGGCAGAAGCGAUCGAGUCCCUGAGUCUUGCUGAUUGCAUGUGCAACUCGAAAGUUCAACAGUUCCGUUUGGUCCUAGAGCCCGUGGAUACCGGAGACCACGGAUCUUUAGACAGAACAAAGAUACACGAGGACCAGAUCAUAACCAGAGAACUCACGGAAGACGAGCUGAGGGCACUGAAAAGGGCAAAACAACAAGAACUGGACGACGAGCUAAGCGGGCAGGAGGAUUUGGAGUGGAGCCGGAGAGACUACAGAGUUGUCAACAAAACAAACCGUCCUAAGAAAACAUCAGACAGGUAUUAUUAGUGCACCUUGCAUAUAUCAUCUAGCAACAUCACCAGACAGGCACUAGAUGGGAAACCACAUUGAAAGAGGAAAGUAGGUAGGACAAAAAAAAAACGUGAAAAAGGUUAGCUAUAGGAGAAGCAGAAGCAGCCGGAAUGUCGUGGGCCCAACUAGGAGGAAUCGCCCAGAACUGAGUACGAUGGAGAGGUGUGGUUACAUCCCCUUCCUCCACAAGGGGUCCACAUGAAUAAUGAUGAUGAUUAUUAUAAUUAGUAAAACCCAUUUUUCUUGUUACCAGCAUAGAUUCUUAAAAUUAAGAUUUUGUAAUAUCGUCAAGUAUAACUAGUGAAAUCCUUUUGUCUUUUUACCUUUAAAAUGAAACCAAACAUUUUAGUAUUCAUCACCAAGGGCUAUAAUUAGUCAUUAUGAAUAAAUUUUCUUAUUAGAUAAUUAAAAAACUUAGUGUGUUAUUUACUUUCUCUUAUACAGAGUAUAGAAAAAGCAUUGUAAUCGUGCACAAAAAUUAAAUGC
Messenger RNA from Physella acuta, 3797 nucleotides. RefSeq lists its product as uncharacterized. The record is from RefSeq and is a predicted model, not a curated record. Lineage: Eukaryota; Metazoa; Mollusca; Gastropoda; Physidae.